CCGACGAGGACGGCUGUUUUUCCUUCUCCUCCACCCCCUGCGUUUUUUUUCGCAGGGGGUGCGGGUGCAGGUGAAGACAAAAAACGCGGCUUCGGAUCUGAAGGAGGAGGAGACGCUGUACCAAGUCAUGAACAAGCACGAGCAGGCGGUCACGCCCGAGGACCAGGUGUACCGGAUCGGGGGCCUGCUCACCACCAUGCAGGACAAGGUGAACGGCGCCAAGUCCGCCUUGCAAACGCUGAACGAAACGGUGGAGAACACGUACAUCACCGCGCAGGCCCAGGGACUCGAAGCGCUGGACAGCGGGAUUUUGCAACAAGCCGUGGAGCGCGACCGCGUGGAGGCGGGCAGAUUGGAUGACUACUUGCAGCAAUCCCGAACCUUUUUGUCGACGAUCCGCGGAAUCCUGGAUUCGCACCCGAACGCGGAGUCCUGCGCCGACCUGGAGUGCGGGGACCACGCGACCUGCCGAGUGACGCCCUCCGACACGGAGCCGAAGGACAAGCCCGCGUUCUACGAGGUCCCGCACUGCUCGUGCGACCCGGGCUACGAGGGCGACGGCUUUCUUUGCACCCUGCGCAAAAUGUCGGUGAACGCCAUGUUUCUGGACGACACCGCGUACCAAGGCGCCGGGAGCAGCAGUGGUGCCUCUGCUUCCGGGAGCGGCGCCGGGAGCAGCAGUGGUGCCGCCAGUGGGAAAACGAAGGUUGGCGCGAAGAUUGACGGCGUUGCGAUGGCGGCGUCCCCCAGUGGGGGCCUGAUUUUCGUCGUCUACCGCGACGCAGAGACCAAGCUCGCGCACUUGCGUCUGGGAAGACAAACGCUCGGGCGGGUGUUCUGGCCCGCAAACACGACCGGAAUCUUGUUGCACGAAAAACCGGUGCUGGCCGAGGCGCUGGACAUCCAGUACGACGAUACCACACACACGGUGUACGUGGCCUUCGUCGAGUCGAGCACGAAAGCGGGUUACGUCGCGAAAACUUCCGCCACGAACGCGCUGGAAAACUUGGCGAAACUCGUCGAGCCCGUGCAGAAGUCGCCCAAGCCCUACGGGCGCAACCAGGACGCGAAGGCGCGCCUUCUGCUCACGCGGAUCGACCCCACGCAGACCGACCCGAACGUGCUCGUCUUCUUCGGGGACCCGGAGAACAAGGUCGGGCGGGUCGCGUUGGCGAGCAACCCGGCGGAAAAUAACUUGCAGUUUGACGGCAAUUUUGAGUUCUACGUGGGCAAAGUGACGAACGUGAACGUGGUCCCGAUCGCCACCGCCGCGGGGAAGUUCGUCGUGGCUUUUCACGGCGAUGUCGCCACCAACGCAGAGGACACGGCCGUGCUGCGGGUGGGAAAAGUCGACGCCGACGGGAACAUGUUCUUCUACAAGCCGUUGAAGGUCGGAAUCAUCGGUGCCGACCUGUCCUACCAUUCGCUCGCGCUGGUCGCGGAAAACACGGUGGCGCUCAGCUACUACGACGCAGGUAGCGGAUGUCGGUGUGUUGUGGUUCUUUCCGACCUAAAGAAAGUCAUGAUCGCCGCGUUGUACGUGUAAUGAGUGUUUGCAUGAUAAUGAUAUGAAAUCCACCUCAAGGCAGAGCUACAAUCGAAUUACAUCACAGAUGACAACUUUAACCGCGAGGCUGUGAUCACGGUGAACGCAACGGGAAACAGCCUGCAGCUCGCGGACCCUACGUAUCCGAAACUGAUUCAGAACCCCAAGGGGUCGGACUUCCGGGGCCCGGCACUGGUGGGCACUGAGUUGUCUGUUCCGUUCGUGGCACCGGGAACCACACCAAAAACCCUGAUGUACUUCGCACCGUUGGAAGGGCAGCCCGGGCUGUCAGGUAGGAAUGUUUUGUGUUGCUGCAGCAGUAGGACGGCAUAGCAUUCAGAAGUCAGGCAAGGGACCAUUUUUGUUUGCUGGAACAAGGAACGCAGUCGCAAAAAUAAAUUAAUGACUUCGUUACAGGCAGCGUUACCCGGCUUUGUGGUCUGCAGGCCGACAGCAUGGCAACAGACACGUGCGAUAAGAUUCCAUUUGCGGGGGCACGGCCGAUUAAGAUCGCCGUUGGUGUGCCAGUCGCAGAGGGAAACGUUUUUUUCGUGUACAUAAACCAAGCAGGCGUAGCAUUUCAGGAGCUGAAGACCGUUGUGGAUAUGACCCCAGGCCCAGCCGAGGCCGCUCUAGCAUGAACAGAAGAACUUUUUUCCACCACGCGCAGAUAUAUUCGCGCCCUUGUGCUUGAGGCAAGUUCAGUCGAGACUUCUGUUGUUUCCUUCUGCAUUAUCUGAGUGUUCGUUUCCUGCUGUACGAUGAAGCGCCGCGCGCGGUAGAGGAGGGAAGGUGCAGUAAUGAACGAUAUGACGGUGGUGUAUUCGAUGACGAUGAAGUUGAACACGCUGAUGGCUGAUGCUGCCAAAAGUUGUCCGUUUCGCAUGUAGCUGCAUUGACAACAUCAUCAACAAUGACGGUACGAGGACCCAGGAGGCCAAAAAGGUCCGUAGUCACAAAAUAACGACCGACAUAGAAGACAAGUUUUCACCACUUGUGGCUCCUCAGACUGAUCACAAAUUCCCUUUACCAUGGCGGUCUCGUUCUCCGCCGCGGAGGGUAUCGAGGGUCGGCAGCGCAAGCUUGUCCAAAUUGUGGAGAAGCUGCAGCAAGUGCCCUCGUCUACGGUCCCGGAGUCGAACCUGCUCACCCAGUUGGUGAAGCUGUUCCACCCCAGUCGCGGCCUACCAGUGACCGAAUUCCGCAGCUGCUGCU
Molecule: messenger RNA, 2761 nt
Organism: Amoebophrya sp. A120
Lineage: Eukaryota; Dinophyceae; Syndiniales; Amoebophryaceae
Source: the annotation of a GenBank genome assembly